Molecule: messenger RNA, 1215 nt
Organism: Fraxinus pennsylvanica
Lineage: Eukaryota; Viridiplantae; Streptophyta; Magnoliopsida; Lamiales; Oleaceae
Source: the annotation of a GenBank genome assembly
AUGGAAGCAUUUCUACACAAGAUAGCAAUAUUGCAUACAUUUCUUGGGUUCUUUCUACUUUUAUCAGGUUUUGGUUCUGUAAGAAAAAUAGAAUCCCUCGGCAUUAAUUAUGGUCAAGUGGGCAACAAUUUACCACCCCCUGGUGAAGUUCUCGAGCUCCUGCACUCCCUUAGGAUAACAAAAGCCCGAAUUUACGACACGAAUCCUCAUGUUUUGUCAGCAUUUGCCAACUCCAACGUAGAACUCAUGGUGACAGUUGAAAACCAAGUCCUAACAACCUUAAUGGAUCAACAACAAGCACUUCAAUGGGUUGGAACCCAUAUUAGGCCUUAUUUUCCGGCAACGAGGAUCACCGGAAUUGCUGUGGGAAAUGAACUUUUCACCGGCGGUGACAUGACACUAAUAACUAACGUUGUACCAGCCAUGAUGAGCAUUCGCGCAGCUUUAGUGAAAUUGGGGUUAGAUCAAUAUAUUCAGGUUACAACACCUCAUUCUUUAGCAGUUCUUGCGGCAUCAUAUCCACCUUCGGCUGGAACUUUCCAAUCCGGACUCACUGGCGUAAUGACGCAAAUUUUAAAGUUUUUGGCAGAUACAAAGGCUCCAUUUUUGAUCAAUGCCUAUCCUUAUUUUGCAUACAAAGAUGAUCCCAAUAGGAUUCCUAUAGAUUAUGUAUUGUUCAACCGUAAUCCCGGAAUGGUCGAUCCUUACACGAAACUACAUUAUGACAACAUGCUGUAUGCUCAAGUGGAUGCAGUGAUAUUUGCCAUGGCUAGACUAGGGUUUCAAGGGAUUGAAGUCAGGGUUUCAGAAACAGGGUGGCCAUCAAAGGGUGAUCCAGAUGAAAUCGGGUCGACGGUCCAAAAUGCCGGUAUAUAUAAUCGGAAUUUGAUGAGAAGGCAGUUAAAAAAUGAGGGGACACCGUUAAGGCCUACCGCGAGACUUGAAGUUUAUGUUUUUGCAUUGUUUAAUGAAGACAUGAAGCCCGGCCCCACAUCGGAGAGAAAUUACGGACUGUUCCAGCCCGACGGAACGAUGGUAUACAAUGUCGGGAUUUCUGCCUUAUCGAGUACCCCAUCAACUUCAACUUCAUCUGCGACUAUUUCUCUCACUUCAAAUGCCGCCCAGGAGGGAAUGGGAUAUAAAAGCUUGGCGUACUCAAUAUUUCUAUAUUUGCUGGUCUUCAUAGUUUUUUAUGAGAAGACAAGAAACUGUUAA